Ctenocephalides felis (cat flea) is the source of this 581-nucleotide messenger RNA. Its product is annotated as circumsporozoite protein-like. The transcript is spliced from 14 exons. Bases 33 to 581 code for a protein of 182 amino acids. Lineage: Eukaryota; Metazoa; Arthropoda; Insecta; Siphonaptera; Pulicidae. The record is from RefSeq and is a predicted model, not a curated record.
GUCAAACCCAAAAGACAACUAAAGCUUUCAAAAUGAAACUCACAACUGUUCUAGUGGUUUUGGCAAUGGUCUUUGCAGUCGCAUCGGCCAUUGCUUUCCAAAAAAGAGAAGCUCAUCAAGAAGUACCCGAAGAGCAACAAGUACCACAAAAUAGCGUAAACAAAAGACAAGCUGAUGAUGUGCCAGAAACGCAAAACGCAGCCUAUGAUGAACAAGGACCUUCUGAAUCCGACAUCCCGAAAUCAUCGAUGGCCAAACGUCAAGCUACUCAAGAACCUGAACAUCCUCCAGAAGAAAUGCCAAAAUCGCAAUUGGUUAAAAGACAAGCACCUCAAGAUCCUGAAGAAGCUGGACAAGAAAUGCAGCAACAGGGGAAAACUAUGAGCAAACGUCAAGCUGGUAGUGGAGCAGGUGCCAACGAAGGUGCAGGCGCAGGAGCUGGUGGUCAUGCCGGAGGUCAAAUGGGAGCUCAAGCAGGUUUUGGAUUCGGCGGAGGCGUCAGCGGAGGUGCAGGGGCAGGAGCAGGAGCUGGUGCAGGUGGCGGCGCAGGUGGAAACGGUGGUGCUGGAGCUGGCUAUUGA